UCUAGUGGACGGGAUGCGUCUUCAACAAUAACAGUUAGCCAACCAGCCACCUCCUUAGCUUACUAGCCAACAUAGCCGAAAUAUUGGAGCUCUUCAGAAGAUUUCGACGUAUAUAUAAGCCACUGUGUUUUAAACAGCUUUUUUUUGUUGUCAUCUAGCUGUUACCCCAUUUAAUAUAAUAUUUACGUUGUUAGACAUCUAGCUAGCUGGUUAACUUGGCAGUAGGACUAGGCUAACGCUAACUAGCUAGCUAGCUAACAUCAACGACCAUAAAGUCACUAAGCUACUCCCCCAGCUGCUAAAGAAGAGGUCUGCUAGACGGAGAAAGAAGGUUUCGUGGAAGAGGAGGCUGUUACAGUGAAAGAAGAAUAAGAGAAAUACGCUUUCAGCGUGAAAGAAGAGGAGGAUGUUGACUACCGUGAAAGAAGAUGAGGAGGAGAAGGAAGAGAAAGAGGAGGAUGUCGUUUUUGGAAUGAAGGAGGGGGAGAUGACUGUCACAGUGAAAGAGGAGGAAGACGUUUUUGGAGUGAAGGAGGAAGAGGAAGGGCAGAUGACUGUUACAGUGAAAGAAGAGGAAGACGUUUUUAGAGUGAAGGAGGAAGAGGAGGGGGAGAUGACUGUUACAGUGAAAGAAGAGGAAGACGUUUUUGGAGCGAAGGAAGAGGAGGGGGAGAUUACUGUCACAUUGGAGGAUGAAGAAGAACAGAGGACUGGAGAUCUGAUUAACACCAGUAAAUACAGAGAGAUACCAGACUCUCACUCUGACAGCAGGAAGAGUCCUUCAGAGGAACCAGACCCAGAGACGCCCAAACCAGCGAGACGACAUCACUGGUCCCAGUGUAAAAAGAGUUUUAAGUGGUUAUGGAAGCUGAAAAGUCAUGAUAGAACAGACACAGGAGAGAAGACUUCACAAUGUUCCCAAUGUGGAAAGAGUUUUACACGGUUAGGGAACCUGAAAAGGCAUGAGAGAAUACACACAGGAGAGAAACCGUUCCAAUGUUCCCAAUGUGGAAAGAGUUUUACACGGUUAGGGAGCCUGAAAGAACAUAAAAUUAUACACACAGGAGAGAAGCCUUUCCAAUGCUCCCGGUGUGAAAAGGGCUUUAGGUGGUUAGGGAACCUGAAAAAGCAUGAGAGAACACACACAGGAGAGAAACCGUUCCAAUGCUCCCAGUGUGUAAAGAGUUUUACACAGUUAGGGAGCUUGAAGGAGCAUGAAAGGAUACACACAGGGGAGACAUCUUACCAUUGCUCCCUGUGUGGAAAAGAUUUUACCAAGUUAAGGAACCUAAUAAAACAUACAGAAUUACACACAGGUGAGAAGCCUUUCCAAUGCUCCCAGUGUGGGAAGGGUUUUACACGGCUAGGGAACCUGAAGGAUCACAAAAGAGUACAUACAGGAGAGAAGCCUUUCCAAUGUUCCCAGUGUGGAAAGAGUUUUACACGGUUACGGAGCCUGAACGAACAUAAAAUAAUACACACAGGAGAGAAGCGUUACCAAUGUUCCCAGUGUGGAAAGGGUUUUACCCUGUUAGGGAGCCUGAAAAAGCACGAGAGAACACACACAGGAGAAAAGCCGUUCCAAUGCUCCCAUUGUGGAAAGAGUUUUACACAGUUAGGGAGCUUGAAGGUGCAUGAAAGGGCACACACAGGGGAGACAUCUUACCAUUGCUCUCUGUGUGGAAAGAAUUUUACCAAGUUAGGGAACCUAAAAAAACACAAACAAUUACACACCGGAGAGAAACCUUUCCAAUGCUCUCAGUGUGGGAAAGGUUUUACACGGUUAGGGAACCUGAAGGACCAUCAAAGAGUACACACAGGAGAGAAGCCCUUCCAAUGUUCCCAGUGUGGAAAGAAUUUUACAUGGUUAGGGAACCUGAAAAAGCACGAGAGAACCCACACCGGAGAGAAGCCUUUCCAAUGUUCCAAGUGUGGAAGUAGUUUUAAAAGGUUAGGGAGCCUGAAGGAGCAUGAAAGGACACACACGUGGGAGACAGCUUACCAUUGCUCUAUGUGUGGAAAGAAUUUUACCAAGUUAGGGAACCUAAACAAACAUGAAAAAUUACACACGGGAAAGAAACCUUUCCAAUGCACCCAGUGUGGAAAGGGUUUUACACGGUUAGGGAACCUGAAAGACCAUAAAAGGACACACACAAGAGAGAAACCUUUCCAAUGUUCCCAGUGUGGAAAGGGUUUUACCCAGAUAGGAAACCUGAAAAGGCAUGAGAAAAUACACACAGGAGAGAAGUCGUUCCAUUGUCCGCAGUGUGGAAAGGAUUUUACCCAGUUAGUAAACCUGAAAAGGCAUGAGAAAACACACUCGGUUUUAACAAUGACCCCAGGAGUUGGAAACGGUUCGGAGAACAGAACAGAAAACCGCGUAGGAACAGAAAAAAUGAAGAAACAAACUGAACCGGGAAAGAAAGAAAGAAAGUGAUCUCGACAGUUUUUUGAAACAGAACCGUUAUUUUUAAAGUAUGGUAACCGGUUAAUAACGUUAUUUUAAAGUAACUGUCCUGUGAAAAUCUAACUUGAAAAAGUUAAUAUUCUGUUAAAAUAUCAUUAUGAAGUCAUGGAUGAAUUCUAGAAUAUACUAUAUAUCCUAGAAACCUGGUUAAACUAUCAUUAUGAUAUCAUGUAGAAGUUAAUUAACUCAUCGAAAUAAUGUUGAGACAUCCUAUACUCAUAUUUGUGGCCAAAGCAUAAAUUGACCCUCAAACUUGUAUCUCAAACAGACUGUUUUAAAAAUACUAUUUCCUCAUAGAACACGUUAUCUCCCUGCAGAGGAUGAGCUUCUGUUUUUGGGGUACGAACCACACCAUUCUGUUGUUGGAGUACGCCCACACCUUUCUGUUGUUGGGGUACGCCCCACACCUUUCUGUUGUUGGGGUACGCCCCACACCUUUCUGUUGUUGGGGUACGAACCACACCAUUCUGUUGUUGGGGUACGAACCACACCAUUCUGUUGUUGGGGUACGCCCCACACCUUUCUGUUGUUGGGGUACUCCCACACCUUUCUGUUGUUGGGGUACGCCCACACCUUUCUGUUGUUGGGGUACGCCCACACUAUUCUGUUGUUGGGGUACGCCCCACACCUUUCUGUUGUUGGGGUACGCCCACACUAUUCUGUUGUUGGGGUACGCCCACACUAUUCUGUUGUUGGGGUACGCCCCACACCUCUCUGUUGUUGGGGUACGUCCACACCUUUCUGUUGUUGGGGUACGACCACACCUUUCUGUUGUUGGGGUACGUCCACACCUUUCUGUUGUUGGGGUACGCCCACACCAUUCUGUUGUUGGGGUACGCCCACACCUUUCUGUUGUUGGGGUACGCCCACUGCUUUCUGUUGUUGGGGUAUGACCCACACCUUUCUGUUGUUGGGGUACGCCCACACCUUUCUGUUGUUGGGGUACGCCCUCACUAUUCCAACACAGAAAACCUGCUUUUAACAUACUUAAUAAAUAAAAAAAGAUUGGAAGGAAAGUAUUUCACUCAUAUUAUAAGUAAUUACAGGUCAUAGUUCAUAGAAAUCUGGAAACACUGGGAACUUUAAGUUCCAGACAUUUUUUUUAUCAGUCCCACAAAAAAACGCCAACAGGGCCUCCAGAGUGGCAUAGCGUCUAAGACAUCCUGGUUCUAGUCCAGGCUCUGUCUCAGUGUCACUAGAGAUCCUGGUUCUAGUCCAGGUUCUGUCUCAGUGUCACUAGAGAUCCUGGUUCUAGUCCAGGUUCUGUCUCAGUGUCACUAGAGAUCCUGGUUCUAGUCCAGGUUCUGUCUCAGUGUCACUAGAGAUCCUGGUUCUAGUCCAGGUUCUGUCUCAGUGUCACUAGAGAUCCUGGUUCUAGUCCAGGCUCUGUCUCAGUGUCACUAGAGAUCCUGGUUCUAGUCCAGGUUCUGUCUCAGUGCGAGCUAUGUCACUAGAGAUCCUGGUUCUAGUCCAGGUUCUGUCUCAGUGUCACUAGAGAUCCUGGUUCUAGUCCAGGCUCUGUCUCAGUGGUAGCUGUGUCACUAGAGACCCUGGUUCUAGUCCAGGUUCUGUCUCAGUGUAACUAGAGAUCCUGGUUCUAGUCCAGGCUCUGUCUCAGUGUGAGCUGUGCCACUAUAGAUCCUGGUUCUCGUCCAGGCUCUGUCUCAGUGCGAGCUGUGUCACUAGAGAUCCUGGUUCUAGUCCAGGUUCUGUCUCAGUGUAACUUCUGUCUCAAGGCUAGCUGUGUCACUAGAGAUCCUGGUUCUAGUCCAGGCUCUGUCUCAGGGCUAGCUGUGUCACUAGAGAUCCUGGUUCUAGUCCAGGCUCUGUCUCAGUGUGAACUGUGUCACUAGAGAUCCUGGUUCUAGUCCAGGCUCUGUCUCAGUGCUAGCUGUGUCACUAGAGACCCUGGUUCUAGUCCAGGCUCUGUCUCAGUGGUAGCUGUGUCACUAGAGAUCCUGGUUCUUGUCCAGGCUCUGUCUCAGUGCUAGCUGUGUCACUAGAGAUCCUGGUUCUAGUCCAGGUUCUGUCUCAGUGCUAGCUGUGUCACUAGAGACCCUGGUUCUAGUCCAGGCUCUGUCUCAGUGCUAGCUGUGUCACUAGAGAUCCUGGUUCUAGUCCAGGUUCUGUCUCAGUGCUAGCUGUGUCACUAGAGAAACUGGUUCUAGUCCAGGCUCGCAUUCGGCCAUGACCGGGAGAACAAUGGGGCGGCGCACAAUUGGCCCAGCAUCGUCCAGGUUAGGGGAGAGUUUGGCCCAGCAUCGUCAGGGUUAGGGGAGGGUUUGGCCCAGCAUCGUCCGGGUUAGGGGAGGGUUUGGCCCAGCAUCGUCCGGCUUAGGGGAGGGUUUGGCCCAGCAUCGUCCGGGUUAUGGUAGGGUUUGGCCCAGCAUCGUCCGGGUUAAGGGGGGGUUUGGCCCAGCAUCAUCGGGGUUAGGGGAGGGUUUGGCCCAGCAUCGUCCGGCUUAGGGGAGGGUUUGGCCCAGCAUCGUCCGGCUUAGGGGAGGGUUUGGCCCAGCAUCGUCCGGGUUAGCGGAGGGUUUGGCCCAGCAUCGUCCGGGUUAGUGGAGGGUUUGGCCCAGCAUCGUCCGGGUUAGCGGAGGGUUUGGCCCAGCAUCGUCCGGGUUAGCGGAGGGUUUGGCCCAGCAUCGUCCGGGUUAGUGGAGGGUUUGGCCGGCAGGGAUAUUGUUGUCCCAUCGCGCCCUAUCGACUCCUGUGGCGGGCCGGGCGUAAUGCACGCCGACACGGUUGCCAGGUGUACGGUGUUUACUCCACCACAUUGGUGCUUCCGGGUUGGAUGGGCAUUGUGUCAAGAAGCAGUGCGGCUUGGCUGGGUUGUGUUUCGGAGGACGCACGGCUCUCGACAUUCGCCGAGUCCGUACGGGAGUUGCAGCGAUGGGACAAGACUGUAACUACCAAUUGGAUACCACGAAAUUGGUGAGAAAAAGUUAUUAAAAUAAAAAUAAAAAUCGAAUAAAGGAAAAAAUAUACAUAAAAAAAACGCCAUGUAAACGUAUCGUAUCUUAUUAUUAUCGUCUUCAAACAACAAGAUGCUGAGCUCUUCAAGCCUCCUCCUCCUCUUCCUCCUCCUCCGUAGGUAUAAUUCAUGUCAUAACAAGACGCUAGGCGCUUCAAGACAAGCCUGCUCCUCCUCUUCUUCCUCCUCCUCCGUAGGUAUAAUUCAUGUCAUAACAAGACGCUAGGCGCUUCAAGACAAGCCUGCUCCUCCCUCUCUCGCCGCCUGCAAAAUGUAUGUGGCAUCUUACGCUCUACACUUGUCUGUCCAUCACGCAUGUAAACAACUAGCAAGCUGCUCUGUCCACACUGAUUGGUGCGGAAUGAAAAAGAGCGAAAUGUAAAAAAAAUAAAAAUAUAUUUAGCUAUAUUUAUAUAAAACAAAUAGUUGUUUUGUUCAGAACGAAACAAUUGUAACAUUUUGGUUCCAACCCCUGGGGUGUAUUCAUUCCAAAGUAUUUCUUAAACGGAAGCAAACAGAACGAAACGGGGAGGGACUUAUCAGAAUUUGACCAAUAGAAAAUCCCCAAAAAGUUGCAAAAAAAUGUUCCCGAAUCAGCAAAUGUUUGACCCAGUUAGGGAAUCUGAAAACACAUGAGGGAAGAUAAGAGAGGGAACACACAGGAAAACAUUCACACGAGGGAAGAUACGAGAGGGAACACACAGGAAAACAUUCACACGAGGGAAGAUAAGAGAGGGAACACACAGGAACAGAUAAGACCUUCUACAUUUUCCAGGACACUGGAACUACAAUUAGAUAAUAGAGGGAGGCUGUUCUGUUCUGACAUGUUUUGGACUGAGAAUUUGUGUUUUUGUUGAUGUCGCAUGAAAUCAUGUUUGUAUGAAAUAUUACAAAAAAAAAAUAGGCCUACUUGAGUUAUUUUCCUCUCGAGACAUGUGUAUAAUCAGAUUAACAUUUUAAAAUGUGUAUUUUAUUUUGAUUAGGAAUUUGGAUUUGAUUGAAUACAAAUAUGCACCCUUUAGAUGUUCAUGAUUUGAUUUGGAAAGUUGUAGAUUUUAUUAAAUAGAUUUGAUAGAAUGUGUAUUUUUCUUGAUUCUAACCUUGAAACCUUGUCAAUUUAGUUGUUUUAUUUCAUUGAAUUAUUUUGUGUUGUCGUGUCUGUGACUAUCAUUAAAUGUGAAACUUAUUUAUCAAA
Salvelinus fontinalis (brook trout) is the source of this 6636-nucleotide messenger RNA. RefSeq names its product oocyte zinc finger protein XlCOF6-like. Lineage: Eukaryota; Metazoa; Chordata; Actinopteri; Salmoniformes; Salmonidae. The transcript is spliced from 2 exons. Gene Ontology annotation, biological process: regulation of transcription by RNA polymerase II. The record is from RefSeq and is a predicted model, not a curated record. Gene Ontology annotation, molecular function: DNA-binding transcription factor activity, RNA polymerase II-specific; RNA polymerase II cis-regulatory region sequence-specific DNA binding. The coding region runs from base 407 to 2437 and encodes 676 amino acids.